CAGACAAAGCAGCCCCAGGGAUAGGGGAGCUUCCAGAGAGGCCCGUGACUAGGCCACGGGGACGCUGGGGCUGUAAACCAAAAGCCACAGGAAUCUGUAAGCCCACUGGGCACCACAGAGGCAGAGGGGUGAUGAGCGAGAGGCGAGUGGCCGUGGACUUGCCCAUCGGCACCAGCUCCAGCAUGCCCCUCCAGAGGCGCAGGCCGUCCCUCAGGGGGCCACGGUCGUCAUCCUCCCUGGAUAGCCCCCCAGCCUCCAGGACCAAUGCCAUGAGUGGCCUCGUCCGAGCACCUGGGGUCUAUGUAGGGACGGCGCCCAGUGGGUCCAUAGGUGGCCUGGGUGCCCGUGUGACCCGCCGGGCCCUGGGCAUCAGCAGUGUCUUCCUGCAGGGCCUGCGGAGCUCAGGCCUGGCCACCAUGCCCACUCCAGCUUUGGAGAGGGACCACACUACCAUUGAGGACCUUGGGGGCUGCCUGGUGGAAUACAUGGCCAAAGUGCAUGCCCUCGAGCAAGUCAGUCAGGAGCUGGAAACGCAGCUGCGGAUGCACCUGGAGAGCAAGGCCACACGCUCCGGAGGCUGGGGCGCCCUCCGGGCCUCCUGGGCCAGCAGCUGCCAGCAGGUGGGCGAGGCAGUCUUGGAAAAUGCCCGGCUCAUGCUGCAGAUGGAGACUAUCCAGGCGGGUGCGGAUGACUUUAAAGAGAGAUUUGAAAAUGAGCAGCCAUUUCGAAAGGCAGCAGAAGAGGAAAUUAACUCUCUGUAUAAAGUCAUUGAUGAAGCUACUUUGACAAAAAUGGAUCUGGAGGGUCAAAUAGAAAGUCUGAAAGAAGAGCUUGGCUCUCUGUCGAGGAACUAUGAAGAGGAUGUGAAGGUGCUGUACAAACAGUUGGCAGGGUCUGAGCUGGAACAAAUGGAUGUCCCCAUUGGCACUGGUCUGGAUGACAUCCUUGAGACGAUCAGAAUUCAGUGGGAGAAAGACGUCGAAAAGAACCGGCUGGAGGCAGGAGCCUUGCUGCAAGCUAAGGUGAGAGGCAGGACAAGCAUCCUCCACUCUGCCCUCUGCAGAAGGAGGCCAAGCAAAGAUGGAAUAAGGCUCAUGAGUGUUGAUGGUUAA
Propithecus coquereli (Coquerel's sifaka) is the source of this 1112-nucleotide messenger RNA. RefSeq names its product beaded filament structural protein 2, phakinin (gene BFSP2). The record is from RefSeq and is a predicted model, not a curated record. Gene Ontology annotation, biological process: intermediate filament organization. Gene Ontology annotation, cellular component: intermediate filament. The transcript has 5 exons. The coding region runs from base 132 to 1112 and encodes 326 amino acids. Gene Ontology annotation, molecular function: structural molecule activity. NCBI's taxonomy places the organism in Eukaryota, Metazoa, Chordata, Mammalia, Primates, Indriidae.